AUAUAGAUUAUCAGAGUUCAUUGUUCUCUUAAAAGUUAAAUUCAUCAAUAUUUUAUAUCAUUUAGUUGAAUACAAUUUGAUAUUGUUAAAAACAAUUAUGUGUGAUUCAAUAUAAAAAAAAAGUUCGGCCGGGCCACUAUACCCGAAAUGAUUAUGGUACGUUUGACCCUGAUUUAAAACAUUUUCUUUUCUUUAAUAUUCUCUAGGUCAAUGCCAUGAAAGUUCGAAUAAAAAAUCAUGUCAUAUACCAUUUUUUUUUCAUUUCGUGUUGAUACACUCGAAUUAAAUUGUAUUUAAUUUACAGUAAUCAUGAUUGAAAAACUCUAUAAUAACAACAUCAUAACAAUUUUUGCAAUACGCUACAACUGAUAAAAUGGAACUUAAAGUUUGGGUAGAAGGAAUACAACGGGUUGUGUGCGGUGUUACAGAAUCAACGACUUGUCAAGUAAGUUGAAAUGUUGUGUUAUACUUAAUUUUUUGUUAUCAUAUUUUUGUCUCAGGAUGUGGUAUAUGCGUUAGCUCAUGCUACUGGCAAGACGGGACGUUUUACUUUAAUUGAACGAUGGCGAAAUAAUGAACGCCUUCUUGCUCCUCAAGAUCAUCCAGUAACUGUAUGUGUUAUUUUUUCAAAAAAAUACGAACAAAUUCACUUUAUCACGCUAUUUUUUUUUUUUUUUAAAAAACGUUUUUCAACAUUGAUUUUAAAACAGUAAAUUUUUUUGCAGAAACCAUUGUUAAAGAAGUUAUGUCAAAAAACGUCUAAUUUUUUUUUUUUAAUGCUUAUUAAAAUGGUAUGCUAUUUAUUAAUAUUAUUAAUAUUAAUUAUUUAUUAAUAUUAUUAAUAAAUAUAUUUUAAAUGAAAAUAACCCUCAAUUUGUUGUGCAAAACAACGAUAAAUAACGGGAAAAAAACUAUAUGGACUUGAAGAAAUCAUAAAAACAAAAAAAUUGUAUGUCACUAUAACCUCUAAAAUAUUUAGAAAUAAAAAAUUUUAAUUGGGCUUUCAUCUUUAACACUAAAAACACAUCUUGAAAAAGUUUUUUUUUUUUUGAAAAUUUGAGUUUUUUUUGUCGUAAUUUCUUUAAAAAUGGUCUACGCAAAAAAAAUCAGUUUUAAAACAGGUAUUAAAAAAUGAAAAAAAUUAAAAUCCGUGACAGGUGUGGUAAUGUAAAUUUUAGCCAAAAAAUAUUUUUAAUACUUGUGUUUAUUAUAUUAGGUGCUAAUGAAAUGGGGAGAAUAUGCCAAUGAUGUGCAAUUUAUACUACAACGUUCUGGCAAUGUCUCUUCAAAUAGUGUUCCCAACAAUCCAAAAUAUAAUGAGGCUGAUAGUGUUCCUUAUUUUGCUCAGGAACGAAAUAAAGAUACUCGGAAAUCAUUAAUAUUUAAUAGUAUGUAUUUUAUGUAUAUAUAUUAUGUGUACUUUUUUAAUAUUUACCUGCUUUACACCAAAUAAGUACUUUAUUUUUUAAAUUAUACCAGUCGUUUUCAAUUCUGUAAGUAUUUGAGCCAUUUUUUUAGCUAUGUAUAGACAUUUUAAUUUUGAGAGUUUUUAUCCAAUUUUUAUUUGUAGAUAAAAUUAUUUGACCAAACAGAAAUGCAUGAAAAUUUAACAUGAAGUUUAUUGUUAGUUGUAUUAAGUGGUAAAAAUUUAAAAAAGUGCUGAUACUGGGGAUAGUUGAGACACUUUUGUAGGUGGGAAGAUGGGAAUCUAGGAUAUAUAAAGUUAUUUAAUUUACUUCUGUGAGCAACUAUAAAUUAUUGCUAAUGUAAAAACGAGUCAAGUUUGGCUAUAAAUAUUAAUUAACUUUUUGAAAAUUUACGAUUUUCCUUAAGAUUUAAUAUUAAAACAAAAAAAAAAAAUACUACAUUGCACUUAAUUUUUAUUAUUAUUUUUUUUUUUUUGGGGCACUAUGUACAACUUAUAAACCUCUUGUUAAUUAUCAAUAUUUCAUCUUAGUCUAACAAUUUUAUCCACAAAAUACCAACCAAAUAAAAAUUAUAUUACAAAACUCAAAAUUAAAGGUGUCUUAAUAAAUGGUUGAAAAACGGCUCAAAUAUUUAGAAAAUUUUACUACGUCUAAAAAAAGCAAAUAUAAGUUUUCUUUCAAAUUUUUAAGUCUCUAUGAGUAGGUAUUUUUAAUUGAAUUACAACAAAAAAAAAAAAACAAUUUUCUUACUUAUUCUCUUAUAUUUUUCUACUUUCCAACACUCCAAACCAUAAAAUAUAAUGAUCUUAUCACACUCUUGUAAAAUAGUCCUUGUUUCUUAUCACAUUGAUUAUAUGAUGCUUUACUUAACUUUUUCAAACCCUAUUUAACCCUAUGUUUUAUAUCCUCUUCAAAACCUCCAUUCUAUUGUACAAAAGAUUCUAGGUACAUACUGAAGACAAAAGAUAUAUUUUACUGUCUAAGACAUAAUCAAUUAUUAUAUAAGUCAGAAUAUUAUUAUGUAAGGGAGCAUUGUUUUAUUUUGCCUAAACUCAUUAUUUUUAAGGUAAUCGGAUACCUGAUAAUAUAGGUGUAGUACGUGGAAUACCUCAACAAAGAUCCAAUGUACUUCCUGUCACUUCUGGAAGUGGUGCUGCACCAUUAACAGUAGUUUCAUCAACAUCUGGUGUUGGUUUGUCAGUUUCACCAACAAAUACUCCUAGUCAUUUAAAUAAAGUAAUAUUGUGUUACAAGACUUUAAAAUUGUCGUGUUUAUGAAUAUUAUUGCUACUUUAGGAACAGAAUACCACUCCAACAAAUGGACCAUUACAAAACUCAACGAGUCCAAGUAAAAAGUUUGAUAGCUUGAAUUAUCGGCCCCCUGUUACUAGAGCUUUACCACCAUACCGUGAACCUCCUCCACCUUCUGUUAGCCCAGCAAGAAUAUCUCCUACAACAGUUGGUAGUGAUCGAUUAAAACAAACCAUGUUUAAGGUAAUUUUACCGAAAAAUAUAUUUUUUAGUUAUCCACUUUAGAUGUAAAUGUGUAAUAUUUAUUUUAAGGAGUAUCAGAAUGAAAACAAUAGCAAUAGCACUAAUGUCAUGUAUAACCCUCAGUACAAAGAUCUCGUUAGGCUUAUAAAUUACCAAAGAGAUAAGUUGUCUAUCCAACAAGCAGAGUUAACAAAAUAUGAUGCAGAAAUAAUGUAUUGGGAAGGAAAAACUAGAGAACAACAACACCAAAUGGAUUUCAUGGCUCAAGAAGCAGCUCGUAUUGAAGCUACUGGUAGACAUACAGAAGAACAGGUAUAAUUUAAUUUUUAUUAAAAUUUUAGUAGUAAAUAUAUAUUAUUCUCUCUCUAUAUAUAUAUCAGUUAAGGCUUAUGGGCCAAGUAGAAGAAGAAAAUGAUAUUGUACGUCAGCAAGAAAAAACUUUAAAAUCUGAAAUGACCUUAUUAAGAUCUAAAUUAGCCAACUGUGAAACUGAGUUGCUUGUAUGUAAAAACAAAAUACGGCUUUUAAUGGAAGAAGUAGAGCUAGAACAAAAAAUGUUGUCGAGAGAUUUAGAAGAGAAACGUAGAGCUGAACGAGGUAUUUUAAAGGAAGUUGAUAGACUACAAAGUGAAGUAGAAAGGGCCAAACAAGAAACAGAAAUGGCAGCACAAGUUGGAGAUACUCUACGAAAAGAAGUAACUAAAAAUACUUAAUAUAAAUAAGGGAUUGUAAAAUAAAAUAAUUAAAAUUGCUGUGGCUUUUUAACAAGGUUGCUAUAUUAGAAACGACUAUCACUGAGAAAAAAAGACAAGUUGAUAAACUAGUAGCAGAUAUGAAAGAAGCAAAUUUGCAAUCAUUAGCUAUUUCACCUCCAGAUGAAUUGAAAUUUAUUCUUGAAGGUAAAUUUUAAAAUUACAAGGUAAUCAAAUUAUGCUGUUUCCAUCUAUCAUACUCACAAAUAAGCUGUAGAAUAUUAUUUUAGUUUACAUUGAAUAGUUCUAAAAACAUAUUUCAAUUAGUUUUGAAAAUGAACAUGAUCUAAUAACAUAUUUAAUUUUUUCAAUUAAUUAUUUUAUUUCAAAAAUUAAUUUAAAAAAAAAAAAUUAAUUAUUAAAUAUUUUUUGAGUUAUUAAAAUUAGAAGAUUUAAUUUGAUUAACCUAAAAAUCAAUAUUGUCAUCCAUUAAAUCUAUUAAAAGAUUUGUUACAUUAUUAGCUCAAUAAGAAAUUUAAUUUAAUUUUUAUUAUAUGAUAAAUGAAGAUAACACACUUUAGAGUGAAAUUUUUUUCAAUAAUUGUUUUAUUGUAUGUAGAUAUACAGUGUGACCUAUUGUGUUUGACAGAAUUAAAUUUUUUUUCAAUCGGUUUUUCUACGAGAAGGACAUCGAUUUGGAGAAAAAAAUUUUUUUGUGUUCAGGGGAUGAAAAUAAAAAUUGUAUUUUUCUCUAAAUCGAUGUCCUCUUUGAAGACAAAUCAAUUGAAAAAAAAAGUUUAGUAUUAACAACGCUAGAAAAAUCUGUCGAACGUGGUGAGACACACUGUAUACAAAUAAUAUACAUUUAAUUAUAUAUUAUGUUUAUUUCAAAUAUUUAAUUAGGAGCUCAAAGACCUGGAAGUACUCGUAAAAUGAUUGGAUCGCCUAGACAACUAGAAAAUGCAGCUCCUACUAGUAAGAACCCUCAUGGUGUUUGGGUUUAACUAUUUUGUUACCUAAUCAAAACCCUUUGAAAAUUGUUUGCUUUAAAACAUUGUAUUUUAUUUAUUGUUUUCCUUUUAGUGUUUUAAGAUUAUUAUUUACAGUGUGCAUUUGUAGCAAUGUUUAAAUUGCAAAUUAUGCAUUUUUGAAACCAGUUUAGGUAUAUAAAUUAUUGCACAUCACACCAUUUUUAUUUUUCUUCGACCAAACCAAAAAUUUAAUUCUAAAACUUAAGUUAAUUUUCUUUUAAAUUUGAUCUCUUUAAUAUAUUACAUUAUAAUUUUUAAGUAAAAGUUUUUAUUAAAUAUAUAUUAUUUAUCUCAAAUAAUUUAGUAAAUAAUUUCAUUAUUACUUUAUUUAUGGGAUCAUGACAUUGGGCUGGCAAUAUAAUAUGUAAACACUAACUGAUAUUAGGUCAAAAAAACAUUGAACCGACAUUAUAUAUGGCCAAUAACCAAUAGUAAGGGUGGUCAGACUACUUCCCAAGUGUUUAACAUGUAAAUAUUAUUAAAUAUAAAGUAAUUAAAUUCAGUUUUCUGCAUAUAGAUGGUAUACAGUGUUUUUAUUGUUUUAAAGAAAAUUGAUUUAUUUUUAAAGUGAAAUUGAUUGAACACCGGCAUUUUUCUGGCUAUAAAUAUGAUUUUCUCUUUUAAAACUUAUAAAAAAAAAAUAUGCCUCCUAAGCAGCUUAAAUUAUUAUCUGUAAUAUAAAGAUUAAUGUUUAUGACAUAAUAUACCAAUCUGUUUUAAUCUUAUUUUAUCUACAAAUUAAUAUUGUGCUUUAGAAAAAAAAAUUCAACCAUUUCUAUUAUCAGCCCUUCGACCCUGACCCUUUAUUUACAUACUAUGAAACAAAAUUUAUGUGAAAUAUUAGCAUGAUUUAUUUACUAUUAUUCUUGUUUGGUUUGCAAUGUUAGUCCAAAUCAAUGUUUAACAAUAAAAUUAUUGAAAGUUAAUUAUUUCACUUUUCAUAGAUUUUUUUUUUCUUUCAAUUUUAUAAAUUGAGCUCAUAGUUUUGAUGUUGUUUUUAAUUUAUUUGGAAAGUCAUUAUUUAUUUAUUUGUCUUACCUUUUAGUAUUUUUCCUAAUUUAAAAUUUUUUAUUUCAUUUACAAAUUUGUCUUUAUUUUUAUGUUAUGCAUUUAGUGCCACUGAAUAUUUAUAUUUUAAAAUUUUAAACAUAAUAUUAAAAUGUUGUCAACAGUUUGUAUUAUUAUUAGAUAAGGUAAUAUUUUUAAACAUAAUAUAGAAGUAUAUGUACACAAUAUUAG
This is a messenger RNA of Cinara cedri, 5883 nucleotides long. The record is from the annotation of a GenBank genome assembly. NCBI's taxonomy places the organism in Eukaryota, Metazoa, Arthropoda, Insecta, Hemiptera, Aphididae.